This is a messenger RNA of Aspergillus campestris IBT 28561, 1553 nucleotides long. RefSeq lists its product as uncharacterized. Bases 427 to 1488 code for a protein of 353 amino acids. The transcript is spliced from 2 exons. Lineage: Eukaryota; Fungi; Ascomycota; Eurotiomycetes; Eurotiales; Aspergillaceae. The record is from RefSeq and is a predicted model, not a curated record.
CUUGAAUAAGUUCAAGUGGAAUACCCAAAUUGCAUUUCUGAUGACUCUUCUAUUGACGUGACGUCACAGACUAUCACCCGAUCUGGUUUCUUUCUCGGAUCGACUCACCAAUCCUUUCCCCGCCGAUCCUUUCCCCACCAACCCUUUCCCCACCAACAAACUACUACGUUUAUCGUCCUACCUAGAGUAUCGAAUGGUCUGGGUCGAUAUCUCGCGAAUUCAUCCUGAACAGAACUUUAGCUUGCUACAUUUCCCUCAGCCCAAAUCACACAUCUCUUUCGAGACUUAUACGUUGGCCAGAUCGGCGGACAGACGCGACUUCCCCAAAAACAUUUCAACACCUACAACCGCUAGCCCCGAGUGCCUUCUUUCUUGAUUUCUUCCUCCCCAGACGACCCUUUUUGAACGCCUGAUGAACCCGGCGCUAUGGAGUCGCCACGAACAAUCAAUUCACCAAGCGAAGCCCAGACGCUCUUAGCCCGAUAUCUCCAUUUCGAAAUUAGCACGGACCUAUUGAUACGGAUCCCCGAACAGCUGCUUUAUGCCCCACCAGUGAAGCAAGUCCUCAAAGCGGCGAAAGCCCGGAAACGUCUUUUUUCCUACGAUCGGGAGACGAACUUGCUGAGAAUACGUGGAAUGUCAAGACCAGUACAUGAUGCAGCCGGGUUGCUCGCAAGCGAAUUCCUCACAAGCGCGGUUUCUGUUGGAUUCAUCCCUCCGGAGUUGAGAAAACGGGUGCUUCUCAGUACAGAUGGCCAUAUAAUGACCCGCACACGUGAUCCUGGAUCCGGAUCUAAAAAGCUGCAAGGAUGGACAAAGUACCCAGACACAUCCAUAGCCUUCCGCGCGGACCAACUGCUGCCAAUGGUCGUGUUCGAGACUGGAUUUGCGGAACGUUAUGAGGAUCUACGGAAUGACGCUUCUCAGUGGUUGCUGAGGUCUGGUGGCAAAGUUCGUUUGGUGGUCCUCUUCAAGAUUGAUGAGGAUCAGCGCGUUCUACAGUCAUCUCAAAAAUCGCACGACACCCGAAGGCGGCUGCGAAAACUUGUGCGUGACUAUGGAAAUGACUUUGUGAAAACAAAAUAUGGGAUCGAGUCUCAUGAUGAUAAUGGCGCCGAUAUAUCGGAUGCUGAGCUUUACGACAAUAUCCGUGUGCAUAUUGAAUUGUCAGAUUGGAUGGGCCCUAUAACAGCGCGGCUAGAGUUAUGGGAGCUUCAAGACGGCACCCCUGCAAUAAGAGAAUCUGCUGUUGUUUUGCCCGCACCGCGCACACCAGUGAAUCCAAAGAUCAAGAUCACAGAUAUCAUCCCAGCCGCCUCCCAGACAGAGCACACUAUUGACCCUCACCAAGUUCAUGAGUUGGACCUGGAUUUCUACAGGGAACUAUUGUUGGAGGGUGUGAGGUCUCAGGCAUUUUGCCGAGCAAUACAACAUCUCCGUGAAGAUCCCGAACCUAUCGAUAGCGACUAUAUUCCCAAGCUGGGGUAAACCAACCUUCAUUUUUAGCCUUAUUGUAUUAGUUACUAGCCUGUAGGCCUCACCUUAAAUCCAGG